This is a messenger RNA of Gymnogyps californianus (California condor), 2335 nucleotides long. It is a transcript of the gene TFCP2, whose product is annotated as transcription factor CP2. Gene Ontology annotation, molecular function: DNA-binding transcription activator activity, RNA polymerase II-specific; RNA polymerase II cis-regulatory region sequence-specific DNA binding. Gene Ontology annotation, cellular component: nucleus. NCBI's taxonomy places the organism in Eukaryota, Metazoa, Chordata, Aves, Accipitriformes, Cathartidae. Gene Ontology annotation, biological process: positive regulation of transcription by RNA polymerase II. The record is from RefSeq and is a predicted model, not a curated record.
CGGGGAGCGAGCUUACCUCUCCGCUGAGAGGGGCGACACACCGGGGCGCCCGCCGAGGAGCCCCCCCGCUGCCCUCCUCCACGGGGGACGCGGCCCCCUCGCCCGGGGCUUGCGCCCCGUGCCUGUGGGUGAGGAUGGCCUGGGCUCUGAAGCUGCCGCUGGCGGACGAGGUGAUCGAGUCUGGGCUGGUGCAGGACUUCGACGCCAGCCUGUCGGGCAUCGGCCAGGAGCUGGGCGCUGGGGCCUACAGCAUGAGCGACGUCCUUGCCCUGCCCAUCUUCAAGCAGGAAGAAUCAAGUUUGCCUCCUGAAAACGAGAACAAAAUUCUGCCCUUCCAGUACGUGCUGUGUGCCGCCAUCCCCGCCGUCAAGCUCCACGACGAAACACUCACCUAUCUCAACCAAGGGCAGUCCUAUGAAAUCCGGAUGCUGGACAACAGGAAAAUCGGGGAGCUGCCCGAGAUAAAUGGGAAACUGGUAAAGAGCAUUUUCCGGGUGGUGUUUCACGACCGGCGGCUGCAGUACACGGAGCAUCAGCAGCUGGAGGGCUGGCGGUGGAACAGGCCUGGGGACAGGAUACUGGACAUAGAUAUCCCAAUGUCCGUGGGCAUCAUUGACCCUAGAGCAAACCCAACCCAGCUCAAUACAGUGGAGUUUCUGUGGGAUCCUUCAAAGAGGACUUCUGUGUUUAUCCAGGUUCACUGUAUCAGCACGGAGUUCACCAUGCGGAAGCAUGGAGGAGAGAAGGGGGUACCCUUUCGGGUCCAGAUAGACACGUUCAAGGAGAACGAGAACGGGGAGUACACGGAGCACCUGCACUCUGCCAGCUGCCAGAUCAAAGUCUUCAAGCCCAAAGGAGCUGAUCGGAAGCAGAAGACGGACAGGGAAAAGAUGGAGAAGCGAACACCUCACGAGAAAGAGAAAUACCAGCCUUCCUACGAAACUACGAUACUCACAGAGUGUUCUCCCUGGCCAGAGAUAACGUACGUCAAUAACGCGCCAUCCCCUGGCUUCAACAGUUCCCACAGCAGUUUUUCCAUUGGCGAAGGCAAUGGCUCUCCAAACCAUCAGCCCGAGCCACCCCCUCCGAUCGCAGAUAACCUCUUGCCCACCAGCACACCCCAGGAGGCCCAGCAGUGGCUGCACCGAAACCGCUUCUCCACUUUUUCUCGGCUUUUCAGAAACUUCUCAGGCGCAGACUUACUGAAGCUGACCAGAGAAGAUGUUAUCCAGAUCUGCGGCCCUGCGGAUGGCAUCAGGCUCUUCAACGCGUUAAAAGGACGGAUGGUGCGGCCCAGACUGACCAUCUACGUGUGUCAGGAGUCCCAGCAGCUGAGGGACCUCCAGCAGAAACACGAGGAUGGCGACACAGUAACCAGUACUUUUUUUGUGUACCACGCUAUUUAUCUGGAGGAACUGACGGCAGUGGAACUGACGGAAAAGCUGGCCCAGCUCUUCAGCAUCUCUUCCCAACAGAUCAGCCAGAUAUACAAGCAAGGUCCGACGGGGAUACACGUGCUGAUCAGUGACGAGAUGAUACAGAACUUCCAAGACGAAUCCUGUUUCGUUCUGGACACCAUGAAAGCUGAAACCAAUGAUAGCUACCACAUCAUCUUAAAAUAGGAGGGGCCGGGAUGAGGAGCACCCGCCGACCUCUCGUCGCGCAUGAAGACCCUUCACUUCCAGCACAAGGACACGAGCAGAGAUCUGGAAACUCCUGGGCACCCUCUGGAAAGACGCCGAGCCGUUGGUUACUCGGCUGUCUCUCUUGCAGGGAACCUCCUUGCUCCGACGGCAUCUCAACGGCCGUUGAUGGUAACGUGCCGCUUAAUUGCUGGAGCUCCCGGGCUUGAAGUUACCAGGUCGCGCUCUCGUGUAGCUCUUGGUAGAAAUUUCCCAUUGGGACCUCAGACCUGCGCGAGGGCUUUUUCCUCUGGCAGGCGCGCUCUGCUUGUCUGAGAGGCAUCACUCCCGUGACGCUCGCAGACUGGCAAGAGAACGUGAAUUAAACUGGCCCAACAAAGCCAACUGGCCCUCGGGCACGUGCUGAGCUGAGCAGGUCUCAAAAACGCUGUGUACUGUGCUGAUGGAGUGGAAGGCUAGGGCUGCGAGGGAGUUUCUUACACGAUUUUGUUAAGCUUUCGUUUAAUAUUACAAUGCAUCUGUUAUCUGUUAGAUAAAGGUGGUGACUUCGUUUUUCUCCUCUCCCCCCACCCCAAAAACGGUGUUGGCUGGCUGUGCGCGCGGCUGCCGUCGUGGUGCCGUCCUUCCCUUGCGAGCGUGAGGUCGUCAGGAGCUUUCUAUACAGGUUUAGUUGUAUAAAGCUGGAGCGAAAC